Molecule: messenger RNA, 675 nt
Organism: Cantharellus anzutake
Lineage: Eukaryota; Fungi; Basidiomycota; Agaricomycetes; Cantharellales; Hydnaceae
Exons: 1
Coding region: 1-675 (224 amino acids)
Source: RefSeq, a predicted model, not a curated record
AUGGAGGAUGAAACACUGAUUGAUCUACUCUUGAAUCUCACAUCUGACUCACAGACUGGUUACACCAUUGGCCGUUUGCCUUUACUGCCUCAGAUGCCAGUGAUGGUCUGUGACAAUUUCGAUGUGUCAGGGGGUAUUGUGAAUGGCAGUGAAGGAAUCCUCAAAUCAGUGCGUUACACCACAGAUGAUCAUGGCACAUGGUGUGCCACCAGCUGUGUGGUCAGAAUUGAAGAUUCCAGUGAACAUUCUUUUACAGAGCUGCUCCCUCAUGAAUGUGUGAUUUUGCCGAAAACGCUAUCCUUCAAAGUAUCAUACCCAUUCAGUGGUCAAUCAGUUACUGUGAAACGAACCCAACUGCCAUUGCUCCCAGCAUUUUGUAUUACUGACUACAAAUCUCAAGGUAGGAUGAUGCCCAAAGUGAUCCUUGACAUCAAAAGUGCCUGUUCCAUUCAAUCAGCUUAUGUGAUGAUAUCACAUGCUACAGCACUGGAAAACUUGCUGAUUUUGCACCCUUUCAACCCCAAACAUAUUAUGUCUCACAUGAAUGGAGACCUAUGCAAGGAACACUCUUGGCUGCAAAUUCUAGAAUGCAAGACUAUUUUGUGGACAACUUCACAAAACUUCCAUCAUGCAGAGGCCAUGGCAUUAAAAAUGCAAUUGAUGGCAAGUUCUUGA